Molecule: messenger RNA, 1779 nt
Organism: Momordica charantia (bitter melon)
Lineage: Eukaryota; Viridiplantae; Streptophyta; Magnoliopsida; Cucurbitales; Cucurbitaceae
Product: Zn-dependent exopeptidases superfamily protein
Biological process (GO): proteolysis
Molecular function (GO): metallocarboxypeptidase activity; zinc ion binding
Source: RefSeq, a predicted model, not a curated record
UGGGGACUGAAAUACAAUUGAAACAUUUUUCUUACAACUUAAACGUACGGGAGAUCCAACAAAAACUCCUCUAAGCAUGUUGAUGUCCGACUGAAGCAGAUGCAGAUGGUGGGCCAAUCAGUUAACUGUUAAAAUUCUUUCUAAGAAGUUUCUUACAAGUAAUUGGUGAUGAUAAUUGUAAAGCCUGCAAAAUCGAGACCGUUGAACGUGCACAAAAUUCCUUCCCUUUUCCCUUUUGAUCUGGUAAUGGUAUUGGAUUUCAAUAUUUCAUUUCCAUUCUUCCAAAAGCUUGCAACAAUGGAGCCACUGUUGAACUGAAACAACACCCUCGAUCCGCUUUCCCCUGUUUCUGCCAUAUGGGUCGCCCACUCCGUUCUCUCCCCCCUUCGCCAUGGAUCUGCUUCUUCUUCUGCUUCUGCUUCUUCACAUGUUUCCAAGGUUGUCUCGUCGCUGCUGAGGUUGAUCCCAACAACAUUAGAUUAACUCCAAUCGACCGCGAUCUUUACCAUUCUAGUGUUGAUUUGAUGAAGGAGAUACAAACCGUGGUCCAUCGCCACCCCGAUAAGCUGACUAUAGAGACAAUGAGGUCUGGAAAUAAGGGCUAUCUUGCAGAGAUUCCAGUUGUUACUUAUUGCCAUGGAAGGAAAAACAUUGAUGACUUGUCCAAGUUUCGGAUACUUCUUAGUUUUGGACAGCAUGGAAGGGAGCUCAUUACAACAGAACUUGCACUAAGAAUUCUUUUACUCUUGAGUGGAGAACAGUUUUUGCCUCACAUGGAUCAAGCGUCUUUAAACAAUACACUUGCCAAUCUUGUCAUUAAGGUGGUGCCGAUGGAAAACUUGAAUGGACGUAGACUCGUCGAGGCCGGGGAUCUUUGUGAAAGAAGAAAUGGGAGAGGUGUUGAUCUGAACAGGAACUGGAGCGUCGAUUGGGGUAAAAAGGAGAAGGAUUAUGAUCCAUAUGAGGAAAAUCCUGGGUUUGCUCCUUUCAGUGAACCAGAAACUCAAGUUAUGCGAAAACUUGCCUUAACAUUUGAUCCACAUAUAUGGGUCAAUGUGCACUCUGGAAUGGAGGCUCUAUUCAUGCCUUAUGACCAUAAAAACACAACUCCUGAUGGUGAUAUUGCACAACAAAUGAAACUUGUGCUUGAAGAGCUGAACAAUCUCCAUUGCCACAGUCGAUGCAUGAUCGGAUCGGGUGGAGGUUCCGUUGGGUAUCUGGCACAUGGGACAGCCACAGAUUUCAUGUUUGACAAGGCACGAGUUCCUAUGGCUUUCACUUUUGAGAUAUACGGAGAUGGAGCAGCCUCGUCGAAAGACUGCUUUAAGAUGUUCAAUCCCACGGAUCUCGGAACCUUCAAUAGGGUUCUCAGCGAUUGGUCUGCUGCAUUUUUCACAAUCUUUAAGCUGGGUCCGGAGUACCUUGGUGAUACCGAGCUCCAUUCGAAGGGCAACUUAGACAAGCUAGUGUCGAUUGAUGAAUAUCUUGAAGGUUACUUGAUUGAGAGGAGUAGCAGAUAUGGGAAGAAGAGGGAGGUUCUUGAACUAGGGAUGCAGGAGAUGAGAACUUAUUUUAGGCUAUUUUUGUUGUCGUCAAUUUUAUUGUUGUUCAUGUUUUGUUCCAGAAUUUCUAAAAACAAGUUCACUAGACCACUUGUUUCUGCAAUUUCCAUUUGAGGUAGAUACAACACAAGGAUGUGUCUAGUUUCUGGAACUCCACAUGUUUAUUGCCAUAUUUAUAUUCUAAACGAGUACAGAUGAUCUCAUAUUUGUAGUUUGA